This is a messenger RNA of Aspergillus nidulans FGSC A4, 426 nucleotides long. RefSeq lists its product as uncharacterized. The record is from RefSeq and is a predicted model, not a curated record. The transcript has 2 exons. NCBI's taxonomy places the organism in Eukaryota, Fungi, Ascomycota, Eurotiomycetes, Eurotiales, Aspergillaceae. The coding region runs from base 1 to 426 and encodes 141 amino acids.
AUGAAGUAUCUCGCGAUGGUCUCCCUCCUCGCCUGCGCUGUCAGGGCCGCCCCAUCUGCAGAGGGCACCGUAGGCCAGGCUAUCCUUGACAAAGCUCUGACCGCGGAAGGGACUCCCUACGCCUGGGGCGGCGGCUCUUGCGACGGUCCCAGCGAUGACCAACCCCCAUAUGACUACGGCGACGUGGGAUACGACUGUUCCGGCCUUGUCUGCUGGGCAGUGUGCCAGGUAACCGGCCGUGACCUCUUCACGGAGGGCCUCCGCGUCACGUCCUCCAUGUACUGCGCCAGCGAGGAGACACUUGGGUACAACGAUUCUGACGAUCGGAUGUGGAAUGCGCCUAACGACCGGGUCAACAAAGUACAGGAGAACAGCAUUUCUGGGUUCGGGGAGACUCCUUGCCCCUAUGUGAUCCGCUUCACGUAG